AUGACCGAAAAUGGCAUAUCCUUUGACACCGACAUUUUAUACUGCAAGCCUUGCAAGGCUUUUUUGCCCGACCACGAAUCUGUAACGAAACACAUAGAAGGAGAUAGUCACGCCAACUGGGUAGCUGCUAUGGAUGACUUGAUCGACGGUGAAUUCAUUAGGCUGAACGCAUAUUUGUCUUCCGAGACUGAAAAUGUAUUUUGCGAAGUGUGCCAGUGCAAUAUUCAUUGUACAUUACAAAAUAUUGAGGAACACGUGAACGGACUUAGCCACCGCGGCAACAUCGCAGAGAGGCUAAAACCGCUAAAUGGGAUAUUCAAAGUCGAAAAUGAUGAUGAAUUAUGGUGCAAAGUAUGCGAUGUUUACAUUGACAACACUGUCCCAAAUGUUCUGGAGCACAUAGAUGAGGAUGACCACCAUAUGGAAUGGUUUAUGGAGAUAGAAGAUCUUAUUGAAGAGCAAGAUGUGUCCAUAGUUAAUUAUUUAGCAAAUGAGUUUGAGAAGUUUGCUUAUUGCAAUAAAUGUAAUGUUGAAAUAAUUUGCAAUGCUCAAAGCAUUGAACAACAUGUAAAUAGCGAGUCACAUUUAAAUCAGUUUAGU
Iphiclides podalirius (scarce swallowtail) is the source of this 600-nucleotide messenger RNA. Lineage: Eukaryota; Metazoa; Arthropoda; Insecta; Lepidoptera; Papilionidae. The record is from the annotation of a GenBank genome assembly.